Messenger RNA from Fulvia fulva, 498 nucleotides. RefSeq lists its product as uncharacterized. The record is from RefSeq and is a predicted model, not a curated record. Bases 1 to 498 code for a protein of 165 amino acids. NCBI's taxonomy places the organism in Eukaryota, Fungi, Ascomycota, Dothideomycetes, Mycosphaerellales, Mycosphaerellaceae. Gene Ontology annotation, molecular function: zinc ion binding; DNA-binding transcription factor activity, RNA polymerase II-specific. The transcript has 3 exons. Gene Ontology annotation, biological process: regulation of DNA-templated transcription.
AUGGCUGCCGCGCUCAACCCCAAGUCUCCUGCCUCGCUCGGCGCAGCCUCCGGCAGACGCGGCGACAAGGCAUCAGGCUCGGGGUCCCCUGACUCUCCCGGCGAAGGCGACCCAUCCUCGCAGAGCAGAAAGCUCACAGACGUCGCAUGCUGGCCGUGUCGCAGGCGGAAGGGCAAGUGUACUGGCGAGCGGCCAACAUGUCAGUCUUGCGCGCGACGAGGGCAUGAGUGCUCUUACGAGUACGACGAAGGCCUAACACGAGUCGGCUCCCUUCGCAUGAGACUGACAGAAGCAUCGACACGAGCCGACAACCUCGAGUACCUGUUCGAGCAGAUGAGGACGCGGCCAGACAACGACGCCGCCAUGCUGCUGGCCAUCAUUCGCUUGGGCGCUGACCUGGAAGCGAUUGUCGCGCGACUCCGGUCAGAGGACGAUCUCAGCUGGGUAACCGCCAUCGAUCCUCACGCGGGCGACUUCUCUGGUCUCAAACCGACAUGA